AUGCCUUUAAUGUUCCUCCACUACACCGAGGGCGCCUUCACCAAGUCCGCCCUCGACUCAGUCGCCCAACGCCUCAUGUACGAUAGCGAAGAGCUCGAAAAGAUCCCCGCCACCCCCUUCAACCUCUCCACCAACUGGAUCUACACGCACGAAUAUCCAACGUCCGCCAUGUACCACAGCGGGCGCACCGGUGGGGGCAGGCACUUCAUCACGUUGGAGAUUAAUGUCAUCACUGGCGGGUACAGUGCCACGACCAAGACGGAGUUCAUUAAGAGGGCGACGGACGCGAUUGCGGAGUUUGGGAAGUUGCCGGAGGGGGAGCCGAGGAGGGUGUAUGUCGUUAUGCGGGAGGUGGCGGAGGCGAAUUGGGGGUUUGAUGGGAAGACGAUCAAUUUGGAGGAGUUGAGGGGGUCGACUGAUGAGAGUAUUAAGCCGUUGUGA
This is a messenger RNA of Cyphellophora attinorum, 441 nucleotides long. RefSeq lists its product as uncharacterized. Gene Ontology annotation, molecular function: isomerase activity. Lineage: Eukaryota; Fungi; Ascomycota; Eurotiomycetes; Chaetothyriales; Cyphellophoraceae. The record is from RefSeq and is a predicted model, not a curated record. The transcript has a single exon. Bases 1 to 441 code for a protein of 146 amino acids.